UUUUUUAUACUAAACAUUCACUGAUCAAACUGUACAAAAACAAUAUCUACAACCUACAUAUUAUGUGCUAUGUGUGUUUACAUAACACUCGAGUAGAUAUAUCAAUGUUAUGAGAUAAACGUUACACACCUAAAUAUCUGUAUUUCUGUGUUUAGGUGUAGGUAAUUGUGUAUUGGUGUUUGAUCUAGUCUAAGACCGAAAAAAUUAUGACCUCAUCGACUAAUUUUCCGACCGAUAUAAAAUCAUCAGCAUUAGAACUAAUUGGGAAUACUCCACUUGUUGCGUUGGACCGCUUGCACCCAGGACCUGGCCGUAUAUUAGCGAAAUGUGAAUUCAUGAAUCCCGGAGCGUCAAUAAAAUGUCGCUCUUCUUUGCAUAUGAUACAAAAAGCUCGCGAGCGCGGAGAUUUGAAACCAGGAGAUCCUGUUAUAGAAGUUACAUCAGGAAACCAAGGUUGUGGUCUUGCAGUAGUAUGUGCAGUACUAGGACAUCCCCUAACUCUCACUAUGUCUAAAGGUAAUAGUGUACAGCGAGCUAUUCACAUGGAAGCUCUUGGUGCAAAAUGUAUAAGAUAUCCUCAAGUGGAGGGCACGUAUGGAAACAUUACGUACGCUGACGUAUCGAUCCCAAUAGAAGCCGCAGUUACUCUAGCUGAAGAAACGGGGGCAUAUUUCGUUCAGCAAUUGUGCAACGAAGACAAUUCAGCUGCGCAUUACGAAGCAACAGGACCCGAAAUUUGGAGACAAACUGGACACAGAGUUGAUGGCUUCGUGACUGCUGUAGGAACAUCUGGAACAUUUAGUGGUGUCUCAAAAUUUUUAAAGGAACAAAAUCCUGAAAUAUUGUGCUGCGUCGUGGAACCCGCCGGCUCUGAGCCGCUAAAAGGAUGUCCUAUUGUAAAACCGAAACAUUUAUUGCAAGGAUCGAGUUAUGGAAUAGUCCCAAAUUUAUUUAAACCCGAAUUUAUGGACGAAAGUAUAAGCGUGACUGAUGAAGAAACGGAACAUUAUAAAGAUUUAAUUGGCAAGAAAGAGGGGUUGUACGUGGGCUACACAAGUGGAGCAAAUGUUGCUGCUGCUGUGAAGUUGUUGAAAUCAGGAAAACUGCCAAAAGAUGCAUGGGUUGUCACCGUACUUUGUGAUUCGGGUCUGAAAUAUACUCCAGUUCCAGAAUCAUUAAUAAACUAGUGAUAUCG
Messenger RNA from Colias croceus (clouded yellow), 1195 nucleotides. Its product is annotated as putative inactive cysteine synthase 2. The coding region runs from base 207 to 1187 and encodes 326 amino acids. Gene Ontology annotation, cellular component: cytoplasm. Gene Ontology annotation, molecular function: cysteine synthase activity. Lineage: Eukaryota; Metazoa; Arthropoda; Insecta; Lepidoptera; Pieridae. The record is from RefSeq and is a predicted model, not a curated record. The transcript has a single exon.